AUGGAGGGAGUACUCGAUUUCACGAAAGACUUCGAUGUCGUGUUGCUCGACAAAGUCGUCAUGGCCUUUUACACAACCACAGGACAAGAUCAACAAAUGGCUCAACAAGUCCUAACUCAAUUUGAAGAGCACCCGGAUUCUUGGACGAGGGUCCCUGAUAUUCUUGAACAGUCGUCGUUCCCUCAAGCGAAGUAUAUUGGCCUACAAAUUUUGGAGAAACUGAUCUCAACUCGAUGGAAAACUUUGCCAGACGGCCAGAGGCAAGGUAUAAGGAACUUUGUUGUCGGUAUUACGGUGAAGGUGGCCUCCGACGAAACUACGAUGCGAAAAGAGAAGACAUACAUUAAUAAACUCAAUUUAGCCCUCAUUCAGAUCUUGAAGCAAGAAUGGCCUCACAACUGGCCCUCAUUCAUCACGGAACUGGUCGAAUCCUCCAAGACUAACCUUUCUCUAUGCGAAAACAACAUGGUUAUUCUGAAGUUACUUUCCGAAGAGAUCUUCGACUUCUCUGCCGACCAAAUGACACAAAACAAGACGAAAAACCUGAAGAACCAAAUGUGUGGGGAGUUUUCGGAUAUCUUCAAACUUUGUUCAGAAGUCUUGGAGGAAGCCAACAAAACGUCACUAAUCAAGGCCACACUGGAGACGUUCCUAAGGUUUCUUAAUUGGAUACCGCUGGGUUUCAUCUUCGAGACAACAAUCAUAGACCUAUUAUUGAAUAGGUUUCUAGAGGCACCAGAAUUCCGCAACAUAACUCUCAAGUGUCUUGCAGAAAUCGCAGCUCUUAAUGUAGGGCCUGAAUAUGAUCCCAAGUUUGUCAUCCUCUUCGCGAUGGUGAUGACUUCGGUCAAUCGCAUGAUCCCACCGAGUACCAAUAUUGCUCAAGCUUAUGCAAGCGCCAGCGACUCCGGUCAGGAACUUGUCCUCAAUCUCGCCCUCUUCCUAUCGAACUUCCUCUCCAAUCACCUUCGCGCUGUGGAGAAUGAACAGAACCGGGACGUCUUACUGAAUGCGCACCUUUAUAUGGUAAAAGUCUCGCAGGUUGACGAACGAGAAAUCUUCAAAAUUUGUUUGGAGUAUUGGUUGAAAUUGGUGGCGGAAUUAUAUGAAGAAAUUCAAAGUCUACCCAUAGGAGACUCUGGGUUGCUCAUGGGUUUAAAUUUGGGUGGUCCCAACGGAAACGUCCUAAACGGUAUGUCGCUAAGAAAGAAUAUAUACAGCGACGUUCUAUCGAAUCUCCGUCUUGUGGUCAUCGAACGCAUGGUGAAACCGGAGGAGGUGUUGAUUGUCGAGAACGAGGAGGGAGAAAUUGUGCGCGAAUACCUGAAAGAGACCGACACUAUCGUCCUUUACAAGUCCAUGCGUGAACUGCUUGUAUACCUCACCCAUUUGGAUGUUUCCGAUACCGAGAAUAUCCUUACAGAGAAACUAUCGAAACAGGUUGAUGGAUCAGAAUGGUCAUGGCAGAAUCUCAAUACCCUUUGCUGGGCAAUAGGAUCGAUAUCCGGCGCAAUGAACGAAGAGACAGAAAAACGUUUUCUAGUCACUGUGAUCAAAGAUCUUCUUGGCCUCUGUGAAAUCAAGAGAGGUAAAGACAAUAAAGCCGUCGUUGCUUCCGACAUCAUGUAUAUUGUCGGGCAAUAUCCUCGGUUCCUCAAGGCUCACUGGAAGUUCUUGAAAACCGUUGUCAAUAAACUCUUUGAGUUUAUGCACGAAACUCACGAAGGUGUACAGGAUAUGGCUUGUGACACAUUCAUCAAAAUCGCUCAAAAAUGUAGAAGACAUUUUGUGAUGCAACAAUCCGGCGAACAAGAGCCAUUCGUCGACGAGAUUCUUCGAAUUUUACACCGCAUUACCGUCGAUCUGUCUCCUCAACAAGUCCACACCUUCUACGAAGCUGUAGGAUACAUGAUAUCAGCACAGCCCAACAAACCGCAACAAGAAAAACUCAUAACGAAGUUGAUGGAACUUCCUAAUAAUGCGUGGGAUUCUUUGAUGGCACAGGCCGCACAGAAUAUGGAUGUCCUCGCAAGCACGGAUAACAUCAAAAUCUUGUCCAAUGUCCUCAAGACCAAUGUCUCUGCUUGUACAUCAAUAGGCAGCUUCUACCUCCCACAAAUUGGCCGAAUCUUUCUGGACAUGCUAGGGUUGUACAAAGCUGUCAGCGGAAUCAUCAGCGAAACUAUUGCCAAAGAAGGUCUAAUCGCUACCAAAACACCGAAAGUUCGACAGCUCCGGACGGUCAAAAAGGAGAUUCUUAAACUCAUGGAGACUUAUAUCAAGAGGGCAGAGGAUCUGGACGCUGUCAACAGCAACUUCAUCCCCUCAUUACUUGACGCCAUCCUUAAUGAUUACAAUCGCAAUGUACCAGCAGCUCGAGACGCGGAAGUAUUGAACGUGAUGGCUAGUAUAACUAGCCGCCUCGGGCCCCUUUUGACCACACAAGUGCCUGCAAUCCUCGAUGCCGUGUUCGAACCGACUUUGAAUAUGAUUAACCAAGAUUUCUCUGAAUUCCCUGAACAUCGCGUUGGAUUCUUCAAACUGUUGCGGGCCAUCAACCUGAACUGCUUUCCAGCUCUGCUGGGAAUUCACCCCAGCCAAUAUAAAUUGUUCAUGGACAGCAUAAUAUGGGCCAUCAAGCACACCAUGCGCGAUAUUGCUGAUACUGGUUUGAAUUUAUGCUUGGAGGUCGUCAACAACUUCGCCAGCGCCGGAGAUCCUACUGUUAGCAAUGCCUUUUUCCAGCAAUACUUCCUCAGUAUCGUUCAGGACGUCUUCUUCGUCUUGACUGAUACCGACCACAAGAGUGGCUUUAAGCUACAGAGCAUUCUUUUAGCGCGAAUGUUCCAACUGGUGGAAACGAAUGCUGUCCAAGGACCCUUGUUCGAUGCCUCUCAAGUGCCCGACCCCAAUAUCAGCAACUCAAUAUUCUUGCGUGAAUACUGUACCAACCUAUUGAAGAAUGCGUUCCCGCACGUGCAACCCGUGCAAGUGCAAUCAUUUGUCAACGGGUUGAGCGAGUUCCACAGCGAUAUCAAUCGAUUCAAACUAGCCCUGCGAGAUUUCCUGAUUCAAUUAAAGGAGUUCUCGGGGGAUAACACAGAGUUAUAUCUGGAGGAAAAGGAGGCGGAAAGUCUCAGGAAGGCCGAGGAAGAGCGGCAAGCUGCAAUGCGUAUCCCUGGCAUGCUGAAACCAUCACAAUUGGAAGACAAGGACGAAGAUAUAUGA
Messenger RNA from Marasmius oreades (fairy-ring Marasmius), 3228 nucleotides. It is a transcript of the gene XPO1, whose product is annotated as Exportin-1. Bases 1 to 3228 code for a protein of 1075 amino acids. Gene Ontology annotation, cellular component: cytoplasm; nucleus. Gene Ontology annotation, biological process: ribosomal small subunit export from nucleus; ribosomal large subunit export from nucleus; protein export from nucleus. Gene Ontology annotation, molecular function: small GTPase binding; nuclear export signal receptor activity. Lineage: Eukaryota; Fungi; Basidiomycota; Agaricomycetes; Agaricales; Marasmiaceae. The transcript has 16 exons. The record is from RefSeq and is a predicted model, not a curated record.